This is a messenger RNA of Oryzias latipes (Japanese medaka), 2667 nucleotides long. RefSeq lists its product as uncharacterized. The record is from RefSeq and is a predicted model, not a curated record. Lineage: Eukaryota; Metazoa; Chordata; Actinopteri; Beloniformes; Adrianichthyidae. Gene Ontology annotation, molecular function: guanyl-nucleotide exchange factor activity.
UCGAUCCUUUUCCGGAGUUGUCGAGGCGGGCGGCGUGAGGAAAGAUAAUGAUUUGUUCGACGUCGGAAGCAAGAAAAGGUGCGUUUCUUUUUGUCCCGCGUGGGAGCCUGAAUGCUGCUAGAGAGGAGCUUUUCAUUUGACAAAAGUUCAGGGCCGCCGUGCCACUUCCUCAGCAGAGCGCUGCUGGCAGGAGCAACACCUGAGCAGGUAACGGCGCUCAAACAGCAGAAGCCUUUCCGAUCAGGACGGCGCCGUUUGUGUCUCUCUGCAUAUCAUGAAGCCUCAGGAGGCCCGCCUCGUCCACGAAAUCUCAAAGCUGCAGAGCGCGGUCGGCGAGCUGAAGGCGGGCUUCGGCAGCGCCCUGCUGGAGCUGGGUCAGAUCCAGCACGGAGACCUGUACCUGAGGGAGGAGCUGCAGGAGAGCCGCAGGAGCUGCCGCGACAAGGCUCUUCGCCUGGAGGCGCUGGUGGAGGCGCUGCGGGUGAGACGCUCCGUCCGACGGCCCCCGCUGUGGCGAGGAGGCCAGUCCGGUAACAGAUGUGGUCACUUCCAGGAGGAGCUGGAGGCGAUGAGGAGUCAGGUCCUGCAGCUGCACAGCAGCAGAGCUCAGCCGGAGGCAAAGAAACAAACACAAAGCUGUGAUCCGGCAGGUGAGGACCGCGCAGGUGUGGCCGCGCCUCCCGUCCGCCCCUCCAGAGGGAAACUGCUCCUCCGCUGUUUCCUGCAGGGCCUAAAAGCCGGGCUGAGUGAGGGCACAGACGCUCGACACCAGGUGGCGAUGCAGCUGCUGCACUCGGAGUGGGAGUACGUGUCCACGCUGAACCAACUGUACGACCGGUACCGGACCCCCCCGGCCCACCAGCUGAUGGGGGAGCCAAAUCAGACGUACGUGAAGCUGCUGGAGCAGCUUCUGCAGCGACACCUCCUCUUCAGGAACACGCUGCAGGAGCGCCUCUCCACCCAACACUGGAAGUCUCUGGUUGGAGACAUCCUGGUGCAGCUCAUCGGUCAGAACGACACAGCUUUUGCAAACGCGUACCUGAGCUACACCUCCACCCUGGCCUCCUUCCUGUCCCUGGAGCUCAGCAGACCAAAGCAGGCGGAGAAACGUCAGACAGAGCAGACAGAGGAGGAGGAGGAGCUGAAGCUUCUCUCGCUGCUGCUGGCGCCGGUCACUCGGAUACACAGUUACCUGAGUCACAUCCAGAACCUGCUGCAGUGGACCGGCAAAGAGCAUCCAGACUGCAGCCUCCUGCUGGGGUCGGAGCGCGCGCUCAGGACCACCCUGUCCCGCUGUCAUGUGAUCCUGGAGGAGGAGGUCCGGUGGGAGGAGGACGAGGAGGCGGGACAGAGCUCCUGCGACGCUGCAGCGUCUGCAGACUUUCGUUACGGAGAUCAGGUGACCAGAGGCGAGCCCAACGCUGCCGCUUACAGAGAAGGGAAGGCGGCUGCCAGCGACGGCCGUCUCUCCAUGCGGCUGGAGUGCUGGUCCUGCAGCCCGGUGCGCAGGAAGGGCUGCAGGGGGGAGGAGGAGGCGGCGCUGGCGCCUCGCCGCUGCGCUCAUGCAUGCUGCGCUCAGCUCACUCCUGACCCUGCAGGCUGGGGGGAGAACAGCGACUCGGGUCAGGGCACCUUUAGCCAGCGCACCGCCAAAUGCAUCAAUGAGCUGGAGGCGUCCCGGACAAACCCCGGCCCGGAUGACGGAGAGACCGACCCCGAGGACACCUCUGCCUUCGACUACUCCUCCGUCACCUCCUGCAGCCCCGAUGGCACCCUUCGCAGGGAGGUGGAGGAGAGCAUCAGCGGGGAGUACGAGGAGGAGGAGGACAGCCAGGUGCCGGUGCUGCUGAAGCCCUCCGGCUGCCAGCCGCCGGCCAAGGAGGCGGCGAGAGAGAAGACGGUCUGUCUGAGAUGGCAGAUUCCCAGACAGACCCCCCAUCCCCCCCUCGGGUACCCCACCGCGGACGGGCCGCCGCCGUGCCUCCUCAGUUCCUUUGGGAAGAGGUUGGUCAGCGUCCGGAAGGGGUCGCCGCCUCUGCACCUCAAAAGUGCCUUCAGGCCCAUCUGGGACGAUCCAACCAAACAGCCGACGGACUCGGCCCCGGUGAAGGACGCCAGGCCGGGCUUUGUUCCGGUCCAAACGGCGAGCAGACAGAACUUCCACAGUGUGGGUUCCAGCAGGGACGACCUCAGACCGGUUCUGACUCACCAGCGGGGCGGCGGCCUGUGGGACAGCGAGGACCCCUGCAGCACCGUUUGAACCCUCCUCCACUCAGAGGCAUGAUGGGAAACUGAAGAAUCUGACCUUCAUCCCGGCGACCUUUGACCUGCACGUUGUCAUGGCAAACAGUCGGGGGGGGGGGGGGGGGGCAUAGCAUCUUCUAGGAAACAAAAGACGUGUGACCCACACACACAGUCACAGGUUCAAUUCCUUAAACCCUCAGACAUAGUUCCCACUUAGACUUAAAUGUAUAUUUUACUUUUUUUUUUUAAAACAGAUUUUACUUAAAAUUCUGUUUGUUAGAAUAUUUCAUUUUUAUCUAAACAUGCAAGUUUUUUCAAUACAUUGAAUUUUGGAUGAAAAAAAAGAACUUUGUGUUUAUUUAUAGACUGAGAUUUCAAAAUAAAAUAAAAUAUUCCAACGGAAACCCUUUUAGGACAAAAAGA